Messenger RNA from Melampsora larici-populina 98AG31, 1613 nucleotides. RefSeq lists its product as uncharacterized. Bases 68 to 1459 code for a protein of 463 amino acids. The record is from RefSeq and is a predicted model, not a curated record. Gene Ontology annotation, biological process: ribosome biogenesis. Gene Ontology annotation, cellular component: preribosome, large subunit precursor. The transcript is spliced from 4 exons. Gene Ontology annotation, molecular function: protein binding. NCBI's taxonomy places the organism in Eukaryota, Fungi, Basidiomycota, Pucciniomycetes, Pucciniales, Melampsoraceae.
GAACCAAGCUUCAACUUCAGCUUCAAACGAUGUUGUCCAAACCAAUGAUACCUCAUCAGCUCCAACGAUGAUCCCAGUCCGAUUAGUCACUAAAUCAAAACAAUAUGCAAUUCCGAAUGCAAAAUACAUGGUACCAUCAGAUUGGAAACGAUUUCAACUUAGUGAACUUAUCAAUAAAGUUUUAGAGCACUCUCAGCCUAUUCCAUUCGAUUUUGUAAUCGAGGACCAAUUGCUACGGACAUCUGUUAAGACCUUUAUUGAUUCUCGUGGACUCUCAACUGAAAGUAUCUUGGAAAUCGAAUACCUAGAGAGUGUCUUACCGCCAAAAUAUGUCAAUAGUUUUCAACAUGAUGAUUGGAUUUCUCACCUUGAUGUCUCUCGGACAGGUACAUUCUUGACCGCAUGUUAUGAUGCCAACCUACGACUGUUCUCUUCGAAUGAUUCUUCCAAACCCUUCCUCACCAUCCCUGGUCACGAUCAGCCAAUUUUAUCUACCACUUGGAUCCCUAAUUACCACCAGGCGGGCCAGAACCAAAAGUCGGAUUAUCUAGCGAGUGGUGGGAUGGACCGAGUCAUCCGAGUUUGGAGGCUAGAUUCGAACCCAGCGCAUGAUGAUCAGAUACUCGAUCUAGAAGGUUCACAGACAGCCACUACGACUCAUGUCCUUGCCCUGCACAAAUCCCCUGUCUCGACAAUCAAGGCUAGCUCUCAUGCUACUCAAGCUGGUCGCUUAAUCACAGGUGAUUGGGAUGGAAUCAUCGGCUUAUGGGACUUAGGAAGUCAAGAGCAUGAUAAAGUGGUCGACUUUGAUCAAGAAGAACUAGAACGGGCUGCUGCUGGUGAAGAAACACGGAUUAGCAAGAAGCGUAAGAAACGUGAUGGUACUAAUACCCGGAUGAUCGCAAAGCAGCCCAUCCAGGUUAUCAACGUUCAUCAAGCUAAGGUUGCAAGAGCGCUCUUCUCACAUUUCGAUCAUAAUAAGGCUUUUAGUGCCUCGCACGAUCACUCUGUUAAACGACUUGAUCUCGAAACGGGUGUUGAGGACUGGUGUAAAGUUGCAGGACCUGAAAAAUGUUUGUUGGAUAUCGAUGAAUGUAAAGGACGUGAGGGUUUGUUAGUCACAGGAGGGAUGGACAGGACAGUAUGUUUCUGGGAUGUGAGAGAAGAAUCUCAAAAUGUCUCACUCACUCUUUACGGACAUCAAGCACCAGUUUCAUCAAUUUCAUCAAAUCCUUCAAAUACACAUUCAUUACAAAUCUUAUCAGGUUCAUUUGAUGGAACUUGUAAAAUUUGGGAUACAAGAUCAAUAAAAGAAUCAUUAUAUACCAUCCAAAAACCUAAUGUGGGUGGAGAACAGAAAUUGAAGAAGAAAAUCUUAAGUGUUGGUUGGAAUUCAGACGGAAAUUUAUUAGGAUUUGGUGGAGAAGAUUGUGAAUUAUCUAUCAGUUCAGUUAAUUGAUAUGGGGCUUUGGGAUCAAUCUGAGGUUGAAAUUUGCAUGAAUUUCAUUACUUGGGAGAGAUUUUAGAGGGAUGAACAGCAAUAGCCCUUGUAAUGUAUUGCAAUGAUUUGAUUGUGAACUAAGUAAACCAGGAAUUGAGGUAUUUUUUGCGAC